AUGGAGCGCCUCAGCCAGGCAAUUUGCAAGGCACAUCUUGAUGCGCUGGCCUUACUGUCGGCUGCCAUGUCACUCCUUGUUGUUGCCCGCCGGUUGUCGGUCCUUUCUGGACUGCCAGUCGGCGAUUCCUAUCGGGCCACCCUUUUGGAGGCUCCCUUGACCGGCGCGGAUUUGUUUGGCGGGGUCCUUCCCUCAGUGCAAUCUGAGAUGAGGUUGGACCCGUUUGCAUCUAAGGAUGCACGCCACAACUCGGCAGGCAAAGGCGCUAGCAGGAAGAGGCAGGCUUCUGGCUCCUCCAGGCGUAGGAGGAAGAGGGCAAAGAUGACUGCUUUUCAGCAGCAGCCUGUCCCUCCGACUUCCGCUCCGGCAGAACGUCGGAAAUCUUCCUUCCGCGCCGCUCCCACGCCCUUGGGCGCGGGAGGCUCCGCCGAUGUGGUUUGGGAAGGGCUAAAUUGGCCCCUUCCGGACUUGCCAGUAGGCGGUCGGCUGUCCCAUUUCGUUCCUCAGUGGAAAGAAAUCACACCAGACAGUUGGGCCCUAGGGGUUGUGUCCAAGGGUCUCUGCAUCCCGCUUCUUCGGGAUCCACCUCUGGCGCGAGAGCCUAUCUUUUUCCCGUCUCCUUCCGAUCCGGGAAAUGUGGAGGCUCUCAGGUCGGAGGUUCAGGCCAUGAUCGCGAAGGGCGCGAUCGAGGAACUUUCACCGGACCGGUGGUCUCCAGGGUUUUACUCCCGGGUCUUCCUCAUGAAGAAGAAGUCCGGUGCCUGGAGGCAUAUUAUCGACCUCAGUACGUUCAACACGUACGUCGAUUCCCCGCACUUUCAGAUGGAAACGCCACGACGCAUCAUUGCGUCAGUGCGUCCAGGGAUGUGGGCUACGUCCAUCGAUCUGAAGGAUGCUUACUUUCACAUCCCGUUGUUGCAGGGAGUAGUGGGGCACCUCCACAGUCUCGGGGUAGAUGCACACAUCUACUUCGACGACUCCCUGUUGCUCCAAGUGGAACCAGUUAUCCUGUCCCGGAGCACGAGGUCGGUGCUGGGCGUUCUGUGCCGCCUAGGGUUCAUCCCUUCCAGGGAGAAGUCGGAGGUUCUCCCCUCCCAAGAUUUUGUUUUCCUCGGUUAUCGGUUCAGAACCGAUCUGGGGUUUGUCCUUCCACCAGCGUCCAAGUUCGAGAAGGCCUCUCUGUUGGUUUCCGUUCUGGUCGGUGUGGAGCGAAUUCAGGUUCGAUGGUUCCUUCGGUUCCUCGGUUACCUGAAUUCACUGGCGGAUGUGGUUCCCUUGGGUCGGCUUCACAUCCGUCCGCUCCAGCUGUUCCUUCUGUCAGUUUGGUCUCCGGUGUCUCGACAGUGGGAUGUGUACAUUCCUCUGCCGGAGUCGGUGAAGGAAUCGGGUCGUUGGUGGACUCUCGAAAGCAAUGUCUUGACCCUUUACACCGACGCAUCCAUGACCGGUUGGGGUGCAUACCUUUCCGGUCAGACGUCGUUCGGGGUGUGGUCGGGGGAACAGCUUUCAGAACACAUCAAUGUUCUGGAAAUGCGUGCUGUUCUGUUGGCCCUUCGGGGUCUUCGACCCUCCCUGCAGAGCAAGGCCAUUUGUCUGGCGACAGACAACUCCACUGUGGUGGCUUAUCUGCGGCGCCAGGGGGGCACCCGUUCCCCGCCUCUGUGUGCUUUAUCCACCCAGGUCCUGUUGCUGUGUCAGGAGAUCAGUCUUGAUCUCACGGUGAGGCACCUUCCAGGUCGUCUAAAUGUUCUGGCCGACACUCUGUCUCGGUCUCGGAGCCCGGUUCUCACCGAAUGGACCCUCAAGCGUUCGGUGUUCCGGUCUCUUUGCCUGGUUUAG
This is a messenger RNA of Mizuhopecten yessoensis (Yesso scallop), 1839 nucleotides long. RefSeq lists its product as uncharacterized. Bases 1 to 1839 code for a protein of 612 amino acids. Lineage: Eukaryota; Metazoa; Mollusca; Bivalvia; Pectinida; Pectinidae. The transcript has 3 exons. Gene Ontology annotation, molecular function: nucleic acid binding. The record is from RefSeq and is a predicted model, not a curated record.